Molecule: messenger RNA, 1890 nt
Organism: Microthlaspi erraticum
Lineage: Eukaryota; Viridiplantae; Streptophyta; Magnoliopsida; Brassicales; Brassicaceae
Source: the annotation of a GenBank genome assembly
AUGGGGAGCAGGAUGAAAGAAGACGAGCGAACUGAAAAGGCUAUCCGAAGUUUAUUGAAGCUUCCCGAGAACCGGAGAUGCAUCAAUUGCAAUAGCCUGGGUCCACAAUAUGUCUGCGCAACAUUCUGGACUUUUGUCUGCAUCAACUGCAGCGGAAUCCAUCGAGAGUUUACACAUCGUGUGAAAUCUGUAUCAAUGGCCAAGUUCACAGCAGAAGAAGUUAAUGCACUUCGUGCAGGAGGAAACGAGAGAGGCAGACAAAUUUACUUUAAAGAAUGGGAUGCUAAGCGUGAUGCUUACCCCGAUGGCAGUAAUAUCCGCAAGCUCCGAGAUUUUAUCAAAAGUGUUUAUGUGGACAAAAGAUACACGAGUGAGUCCAAUGACAAGAUCUCAAGGCAAAAACCGGAUGUCAUAGAAGAUUACAAGGAAAGUAAGAAGGCCAGUGGAAACUUCUUGGGAUCUAGAAGCUUACAGUCUCUGGAUAAAUAUGAAAGUGAAAGAGCUAGUGCUGUUGGGAGGAGUGGAAAAGAAUCUCUCAAGUUUUAUUUUGAGGACAAGAAACAACAACAACAACAACAACAUGUUGCGCAUAAUCCAAAGGCUAGAGGUUUACCAAAGAGUCCUAUCCGGUUUGAGAUUGUUGAUGAUAGGUUUAGAGACGAUGGAAGUGUUAAGAGAUAUGAUGUGCGUAGAGAUUUAAGAGGAAACUCUAAAUCACUUGACCUCUCUAAUAACAAGGACACACCUAGCUUUCCCAUUGUACGUCAUGCCAGUGAAGUCUUAGGCAACAAUGGUGUAAAAGUUGAGAAAAAGAAGGAUCCAGUGAAUAAUCAGAUGACUGCAUCAUCUGAGAAAAUGAAGAAUCCUAGAAGUUUAAUGGACGACGAACCAGUUUCAGAACCCUCUGAUGACAGCAUCAGACAGACUUCAAGUGAACUUACUGCAUCUGUAAGGACAACUGAGGCUCCUGCUCCUAAUUCUUUGGAAGCUUUGUUGUUUGGACUCUAUGAUCCUUCUGUUGCCUCUGGUACAAACAACCUUGAACUAUGGAACACAAGUGAUAUUUCCUCUAUUGCUUCUGUUGACAACUAUCCUGCAGCUAGCCUUGAGACCCAGAUUGUGCCAAGAACACCAGACAGUGUUACCUCUUUUGUCACAUCACCUACAAUUGCGCAUGCUCAAUCUCCUCAUGCUGCUGAUAACUUAAACACAAACGAUAUGGCUACACCAAGUUUUGCUGAAACUAACCAGGUGGUAUUAUUUGCAUCACUUGAGGGACCAUCAUCAGAUACAUCUAUUGAACAGUCAACUUUAUAUAUCUCAAACUCUGCUCAUGGAGUUGGAUCUGAGCAUCAUCAUCAAGAUGAGACAAAAGCUAGCAUAAGAAGUGCACUUCCGGAGGACCUUUUCUCUGGAGGCUUCUCAUUUGCCUCCCCACAAGUUCAUGCUCAUCAUCAUGGCAUGGGAUAUGGCAUGCAAUAUUAUCAAUAUCCUGCGAGUACAGGAGCCUAUACAUAUUCAGCAAAACCAUCAAAUCCCUUUGACAUAAGCUGUGAUGAUACAGAUCCAAACCAAGCACCACAAUAUCCUUCUAUGGCAUACGUACAUGGAGGAGGCUUGCCUCACGUGUCAGCUCCAAGUGGGUAUUCAGAUUCUUCAAAUCCAGCGGCAGAUUCCAUGGCACUGAUGCCCUUUCAGUCACCUUAUUAUACAACAGAUCCCAAUCUUUCUCCUGGAGCAUAUAUGGUGCCGCAGUCACACGUGAAUAUGUCCCCAUCUUUCAGAGGGCAAGAGAUUAAUGGCGCACACACUUUUCAUCAAGCUAACAGUGGAUAUCCUUCUGCAAACGUCCCAAAUGCUUAUAUAUCCAGAGGAAAUCCCUUUGAUUGA